Molecule: messenger RNA, 3249 nt
Organism: Arabidopsis lyrata subsp. lyrata
Lineage: Eukaryota; Viridiplantae; Streptophyta; Magnoliopsida; Brassicales; Brassicaceae
Exons: 3
Coding region: 14-2743 (909 amino acids)
Molecular function (GO): zinc ion binding
Source: RefSeq, a predicted model, not a curated record
UUCAUCUUCCCUAAUGCCAAAAGUUAGACACAAAGGCGUCAUUUUGAGGAUGGGCUCUCCAAUGCUUGGCGAAUCUGAGAGUUCUAUGAGAGAUGGAGUUGAAGCACCACCGCGAGGCGAAGAAGAUGGUAUCGGAGAUGGAAUGCAAGCUCAAACCAAUGUUGUAUCAGAGUCUUGUGGUAGAGAAGAGGAAGCUCCAACGAAUGUAGUUUCAGAGUCUGUUGUGGGAGAUGAAGCUGAAGCUCGUGCUCCAGGUCGACGAAGAAAACGAAGGAAAGUCAGAGUUGAAGAGGAGGAUGAAGAGCCCGAAAUUGAUCCUGAGCCUGACAUUGAAGACGACUGCGCGGUGUAUGGUGAUGAAGACUGUGAUGAUGUUGAUGAUGUUGUAGGUGGUGGAGAUAAAGACGAUAAUGGUGGUUUAGGUGUCGAAGAAGAUGUUAACCUUGACAUCGAAAAAGAUUUCCCAGAGGAUUAUAGAGAGUAUGAAGCUGCUAGUGAUUGUGACAGCGGAGACGAUAUAUGGGACGACGACAAGAUUCCAGAUCUUCUGUCAUCCGACGAUGAUGAUGAAGACAGAGCUGUAGAAGAGGAAGCUCGUACUGAUGUUGACGAUCCAGAGACCAUCCUAGCACUGAAGAAGACUUUCAACUCUCCUGAGGACUUCAAGCUUGCUCUUUUGAUGUACUCUUUAAAGACAAGGUAUGACAUUAAACUCUAUAGAUCUGAGGCUAUGGUUGUUGCUGCGAAGUGUGUCUAUAUUCGUGAUGAUGGUGUUAAAUGUCAGUGGAGAGUUUAUUGUUCUUAUGAGAAGACGAAACAUAAGAUGCAGAUAAGAACCUAUGUCAAUGAGCAUAUAUGUGUGAGGUCUGGAUAUUCAAAGAUGUUGAAGCGAUCAACCAUUGCAUUCUUAUUUGAAGAAAGGCUGAGAGUGAAUCCAAAGCUCACCAAACAUGAGAUGGUUGCUGAGAUCAAGAGAGAAUACAAGUUGGAAGUGACUCCGGAUCAGUGUGCUAAGGCAAAGACUAAAGUGUUGAGAGAAAAACGUGCUAGUCAUGAUAUUCAUUUUGCAAGAAUCUGGGAUUAUCAAUCAGAGGUUUUAACUCGGAAUCCAGGGACAGAAUUCAACAUAGAGACAAUUGCAGGGCCAGUGAUUGGAAGCAAGCAGAGGUUCUAUAGGUUAUAUAUUUGUUUUCAAGCUCAAAGGGAUUCAUGGAAACAAACUUGUAGACCUGUGAUAGGAAUAGAUGGAGCUUUUCUGAAAUGGGACAUAAAAGGACAUCUCUUAGCCGCAGUUGGAAGAGAUGGGGAUAAUCGGAUUGUGCCUAUUGCUUGGGCAGUUGUAGAGAUUGAAAACGAUGACAACUGGGACUGGUUUCUGAGACAGAUUUCUGCAAGUUUGGGACUUUGUCAAAUGUCUGAUCUAGCCAUCCUUUCAGAUAAACAAUCGGGUCUAGUCAAGGCUAUCCAUACCAUUCUCCCACAAGCUGAGCAUCGACAAUGUUCAAAACACAUCAUGGAUAAUUGGAAAAGAGACAGCCAUGACAUUGAGCUGCAACGUCUAUUUUGGAAGAUAGCACGCAGCUACACCAUAGAAGAGUUCAAUAAUCACAUGGAGGAUCUAAAGAAGUAUAAUCGUCAAGCUCAUAACUCUCUGCAACUAACUAGUCCGAUGACUUGGUCUAGAGCAUUCUUUAGAACAGGUACAUGUUGCAAUGACAACCUCAAUAAUCUCAGUGAGUCUUUCAAUAGGACUAUUAGACAAGCCAGGAGGAAGCCAUUGUUGGAUCUUCUAGAGGACAUUAGGAGGCAGUGCAUGGUCAGAACAGCUAAAAGGUAUAUCAUUGCAGACAAGUUGCAGACUAGGUUCACACCAAGAGCUCAUGCUGAGAUUGAAAGGAUGAUUGUUGGGGCACAAAGCUGUGAGAGAUAUAUGUCGAGAAACAACCUGCAUGAGAUAUAUCAUAAUGGGGUUGGCUACUUUGUUGAUAUGGAUUUGAAGACUUGUGGCUGCAGAAAGUGGCAAAUGGUUGGGAUCCCAUGUAUUCAUGCAACAUGUGUGAUAAUAGGAAGAAAGGAGAAAGUUGAAGACUAUGUCAAUGAUUAUUACACAAAGUUAAGGUGGCGAGAAACAUACAGAGAUGGUAUCAGACCUGUCCAAGGGAUGCCAUUGUGGCCUAGAUUGCAGAAGUUGCCUGUCUUGCCACCACCAUGGAGAAGAGGUAACUCGGGAAGGCCAAGUAACUAUGCAAGAAAGAAAGGAAGAAAUGAAUCUGCAGCUUCUUCAAAUAAGAACAAGAUGUCAAGAGAAAAGAGAAUCAUGACAUGCUCUAACUGCCAGCAAGAAGGACACACCAAGGCCACAUGUAAAAAUGCUACUGUUCUGCGUGUACAAAAAAGACCAAGAGGGAGACCAAGGAAAUAUGAGGAAGCACAAGCUAUUGAAACUUAUCCAGGAUCACAAGGAGAAGUAGCAGGAUCACAAGGGCAAGUUGCAGGAUCACAAGGACAUGUACAGAGAUCACAAGGUUCACAAAGACAAAGACAAGGAGCAUCAAGUUCACAAGGACAAGGAUCACAAAGACAAAGACAAAGACCAUCGAGUUCACAAGGACAAGGAACAUCAAAUUCACAACCACAAGGAUCACAAGCUGAUCGACGACAUGGAACUGCAGCACAACCCCAAGCACAAGCAGAACCACAAGGACUUGGUAGAUUGGCUUCAUGGUUUGACUGUUCCACUUAAGCUUAGUCUCGGGUAUCUUUUUGUUGUUUGACAUAAUUGACUUGUCUUUAUGACAUAAGCUUAGUCUCGGCUUUUUUAUUGUUGUAUGAACUUGUCUUUAAGACAUUAUCUUAGUCUCGGAUUUCUUUUUUGUUGUUUGAACUUGUCUUUAUGACAUGGCAUUCUUGUAAUGUAUGAAUGGUUUCUGAAACUAGUCUCUUGGUUCUCUCUUAACUAGUGAUUUUCAGUACUAAAAUACAAACAUGUUUGAUAAUGAACCAAGACCAAACAUGUUUCAUUGCAAAACAUAGAAACUUAUACAAGACACAACACAAAACUAAAACAAGAGAAGACACAAACGAGAGAAACAUGAACUAAGACCAAAGACAAAGACACAAACCAAAUAAGACACUAAUGCACAACUAGGAACCAAGAACUAAAUUCUGUCUUUUGUCUCCAACACCAAACAGUAGGAUAACAAAGACAAUGACAGCAACACAAAGGCUUACUAAACACACUUUGAUCAU